AUGGAAAUAGUUCUGUCCUACACAAUGCAAGAGAUUAGUAGGUUAGAUCAAAGCAAAGUGAAAACCAGAGAGAAAGAUCUAGAAACCAAAACUCUGCAAGGUGUGAAGGGCGAAAACAGUCUCAGCUUCGCUGGAUCCUUCCUUGUGGAUAAUUCUUCUGUUGAGUUUCAGAAAUUUGCAGACAAAGAGAUAUUGAGGAUACCUGGUCCUCUCACUGCAGAUUUCACUGUAAAGAUUCAUUACGUUGGUGCUGCUGACAGUACAGUUCAAUUUAUUUUCUAUCAGCCUAUUAUCCACCGAUGGAGAGAAACUGAUUUUUUUCCUUGUUCUGUAUCCUGUGGUGGAGAUGCCAAAUUAUGGGUGAUGGUGAAGGAGGUUGCUUACAAUAAGAAUCAGUUUAAGCUGCACCAGAUCCUCAAAUUCAGGAUUCUUCUUCAACCGGAUGACUCCUUGCAAAUCCUGGAACCAGUCGAAGCUGAUGUAGGCUUCUAUACUUGCAAUGCAACCAAUGUGUUGGGUUCUGACUCUGUAUCCAUUGCCAUCACAUUAGCAGGGAAACCACUGAUAAAGACAUCAAGAAACACCGUGACCAACCAAAACUUGCCGACGAUUUCUGUGGAUAUCGGAAGCACAGUGAAAACAAUUCCAGGAGUAAAUGUGACCAUUAGCUGCCAAAUUGCAGGUGUGCCUGAGGCAGAACUUACCUGGUUCAGGAACAAAAUCAAGAUGGCCCCUGACCUUCACAUCCUUGAUGGGUCACUGCUGAUUCAAAACGUAUCUCUCUCCGACCAAGGGUUGUAUUCUUGCAGGGCUGCCAACAUCCGCGGGGAGGUAACGGAAAGCACACAGCUCCUAGUCCUCGACCCACCGCAGCUCCCUCCUCAGUUUGAAGACAUGGCAGCCACUCUGUCCCUUGCGGGGCCAGGCAUUCCUUCAGUGAUAACAUCUCCUUCAGGAACAAGAAAAAUAUUGAGCCAAGGAAGCUCUGUGCUCAUAGGCUGCCCAGUAGAUGGUCAUCCAACUCCUAACAUCACUUGGUUUUAUGAUGGUCAUCCCUUCCAUCUGCCCCAUCGGGUGUUGGCAUCUGGUCAGAUUCUCCAGCUCCUGAAUGUCAGCAAUGAUUAUCAGGGAGAAAUCAGCUGCAGGGCUCAGAAUGAGGCAGGCUUGCUUAUUCAGAAAACAUCACUGGUCAUCCAAGAUUACUUGUGGUCAGUGGAUAAGAUGUCACCUUGUUCAGCCUCUUGUGGCAAUAAGGGUCUACAAUAUCAUCAGCUGAAAUGCUUACUGGAUGGAGCCCAGGUCAAUGAGUCGCAUUGUGUGGAAAAACCCAAGCCAAAUCUGCAACCUGUGGCAUGCAAUAGAAGAGACUGCCCUUCAAGAUGGAUGGUGACUUCGUGGUCUCAGUGUACCCAGAGCUGUGGUGGGGGUAUCCAGUCCCGGAGGGUGACUUGUCAAAAACUGACCGCUACUGGCAUUUCUAUACCUGUGUCCAGCGAUAUUUGUGCUCAACUGACCAAGCGUCCAGUAGAUACUCAGAGUUGCAACAGACAGCUAUGUGUGGAGUGGACAACUUCAGCCUGGGGACAGUGCAAUGGGCCUUGUGUUGGCUCUCGUCUGGCACUCCAGCACAGGCAGGUUUUUUGCCAGACCAGGGAUGGGGUCUCUGUGCCUUCGGACCAGUGCAGUUCCCUCCCGAGGCCUUUAAGCACUCAGAAUUGCUGGACAGAUGCCUGUGGCGUACACUGGAGAGUCAGUCUGUGGACGUUAUGCACUGCUACCUGUGGGAAUUAUGGCUUCCAAUCUAGAAGAGUAGAAUGUGUCCGUGUUCAUACAAACCAGCCUGUGCAAGAUCACUUAUGCGCCUGGAGACCAAGGCCGGCUAACUGGCAGAGGUGUAACAUCACUCCAUGCGAAAAUAUUGAGUGCAGAGAUACCACCAGGUAUUGUGAGAAGGUGAAGCAGUUAAAGCUCUGCCAACUGGCACAGUUCAAGUCACGCUGCUGUGGGACGUGUGGAAAAGCAUGA
Messenger RNA from Thamnophis sirtalis, 2025 nucleotides. NCBI's taxonomy places the organism in Eukaryota, Metazoa, Chordata, Lepidosauria, Squamata, Natricidae. The record is from RefSeq and is a predicted model, not a curated record.